AUGACUAUGUCCGAUGCUAAGGUGUAUCGAUCGCUGUGUCCCCAACCACUGCUUAGAAUAAUCAACAUUGAAAGGAGCCAUAAUUCGGGCCUGUUCGAUCUCCUGCGCUCAUCCGACAAUCGUGAUGGGCAAUUGUUUUCGAUUCAGUUGAUCAUAUUCCAAGAAUUCUCUCUUUAUCUUCGUCUUCCUGAGGAUUUGCGCGCUGCGAUCGAUCAAUAUUGCAUCGCCCAUGAGGUUGGUGUAAUUGCUUUUCUUAACGAAGGAAAAGCGCUCUCCACCGAACCUGAUUCACUUUUCCGGGUCGGACAUUUGCCACUUUUUGUGCAUCGGUUACGAAACCCCCCAUGGGGCUUGUACACAGCCAAGAACACAACUGCAUUUCAUCUCACACGUGAAGGACGUCUACAACCCGGUCUUUUAGACAACAGUGGUACCGGAUGUUGUCGUGCCACAUUGGUCCCCUACCCGGAAUCGGAGCAUCUCUUUGUUCCACAAUCCGAAACACCGGACUCUGUUUAUCAAAGCUUGGUAUUGGAAGAUCUGGGUCUGCAUGAUGGGGUUCGACGAGUCAUAUUUUCCACUUCUUCUGAUGGUCUCUGGAUCAAUAAGAUGCUCUUAUUCGAUGUCAUCAUUCACUUAUCUAAUGGCCGUAUUCAUGCGUUACCCCCGGUGUCCAUUGCGCUGGAUAAAACAAACGUUAACAUGUUUGAGUCCUCUCCAGGUCAAGGUACGUAUCCAUCAAUGUCUCCGGUGCAUUAUCAAACUGUAAGAGUGUUCUUCAACACUUUUUAA
This is a messenger RNA of Echinostoma caproni, 792 nucleotides long. Lineage: Eukaryota; Metazoa; Platyhelminthes; Trematoda; Plagiorchiida; Echinostomatidae. The record is from the annotation of a GenBank genome assembly.